AUGGAUUGUAUCGGCCCUUAGAGAGGAGGGAGGGGGGUAAUUAGCUGGUAAACACGGGAGUUCUGCAGCCUAAUCCUGGUCAGGCCGGCUGCUGUGUGGUAAUCUCUGAGGCUCCUCUCGGUUACAUGAUGUAAUUGCCUUAAGUUACAACAGUUGGUGUUGUGGUUAGCAGUACUGCCUCACGUCGCUGAAGUCUGGGAACCUAUUCCAACCAAGAUUGGCGCUUGUUCCCUGACGCCGGCCGCGUGAUGCUAUCGGUGGUCCUGACUCUCGGUGCGGUUCUGGUGGCGGCCGUCCUCCUGGUCAUCUGGAAGGUGCGUACGGAUGGCCAGUGGGCACUCUGGUGGCAUGAUAACUACCUAGAACGAAUACGGGACUUCCUCUCCGGCACCACGCGCCCUAUGCGGAUCCUGCAGCACGUGCAGCGUCACGCCAUUCGUGGCGAUGCCCUCAGUGUCAUCUCAGCGGUGGAUUCCUAUUGCUCCCAAGUGGAAUGGGCCAUGAACGUGGGCGAUAAGAAAGGGGAGAUCUUGGAUGCAGUGGUCACGGAGACCCGCCCGCGCUGGGUAUUGGAGCUUGGCACCUACUGUGGAUAUUCAACUGUGAGGAUUGCCCGUUUGCUGCCCCCCGGUGCCCGACUCGUCACAAUAGAAAUGAACCCGCACUAUGCCCAGGUGGCUAAGGAACUGUUCCAACAUGCGGGACUGGAUGCACAGCUGCUCCCUCUCCCUGAUACCCCAUUGCCCCCCGCUCCCCACUCUCCCUGCUGCCAGGCAGAACAGCCAGCUGUGGACGCCAUCCAGCCCGCCUCCUGCCAACCCAAGUGGCGCCUGCAGGAUGCUCUCCUCUACACUACCCUGCAAUGUCUGCAGCUGCCCCUUCAGCUCUUUUCCCGUAGCGCCCAAAGCCCACUGACCCCCUCCUCACUUCCAGCUCAGGAGAGAGAGACCGAGAGGCGGCCGACAGGUCAGACCUGCAAGGUGGACCUGUUGGUGGGAUCCAGCUCCGUCCUGAUUCCUCAGCUGAAGAAAAAAUUUGACAUUGAAAAGUUUGACCUGGUGUUUAUAGAUCACUGGAAAGUCAGUUACCUUCCUGACACCAAACUGCUAGAGGAAUGUGACUUGUUGAGAGCCGGCUCCGUUCUUGUGGCGGAUAAUGUCGUCUGUCCUGGAACCCCUGAAUACCUUCAAUAUGUAAGGAAUAGUCCUCGUUACCGGAGCCAGUAUUUCAAGUCACACCUGGAGUACCUGCAGGUAGAGGACGGCUUGGAGAAAUCUGUCUUCUUGGGCUGAUGGAUGGUCACAACUCCUGACCUGGGUACUGCUUAUCAGCAGAGGUUGGGUGCUGAUUACGACCUGAUGGUCAUUAUAUAACUGGCACCAGAAGAGCGCCGACCAUCUCUGCUUCCUUGUAACAUAAACUAAGGGAUUAUACUGGUUUUAUACCUAUUUCACCACCAGUCCUGGGCUGCGUUCUCAUAAAUAUUGGUUCAGACUACAAAAUGGCUGCCUCAGCUGUGUACAGGUACCGCAUACCAUUUACCCCUUACUUCUGCCACUGAUGUAGGAUUUACAACAGGACUCGUCCUGCUCUUGUCAAACAUUAAGUGAUUUAUCUCAAGCCUUGGAAUACUGUUCUGUGUCAGGUAGUACGUGUACCCGCAUUGUAAGAAUGAAGAGAUGUACAAUAAAUGUCACCCUUUCCUAAUUAUAA
Molecule: messenger RNA, 1713 nt
Organism: Pseudophryne corroboree (corroboree frog)
Lineage: Eukaryota; Metazoa; Chordata; Amphibia; Anura; Myobatrachidae
Product: catechol O-methyltransferase A-like
Exons: 6
Coding region: 249-1292 (347 amino acids)
Biological process (GO): dopamine metabolic process; developmental process; catecholamine catabolic process
Molecular function (GO): catechol O-methyltransferase activity; magnesium ion binding
Source: RefSeq, a predicted model, not a curated record